This is a messenger RNA of Acytostelium subglobosum LB1, 2445 nucleotides long. RefSeq lists its product as hypothetical. Gene Ontology annotation, biological process: transmembrane transport; lipid transport. The record is from RefSeq and is a predicted model, not a curated record. Gene Ontology annotation, cellular component: membrane; intracellular membrane-bounded organelle. The transcript is spliced from 3 exons. Lineage: Eukaryota; Evosea; Eumycetozoa; Acytosteliales; Acytosteliaceae. Bases 1 to 2445 code for a protein of 814 amino acids. Gene Ontology annotation, molecular function: ABC-type transporter activity; ATP binding; lipid carrier activity.
AUGAGUUCUAGGUGGAGACAGACAAAGAUCCUUCUGAGAAAGAAUAUAAUAUUGCUCAGAAGGAGUUAUAGAUCAACUAUAAUAUUGUUGUUGGUACCAUUUGUAUUCGUAUUCUUCUUGUGGAUCCUUCAGUUUGGUAUAAGAGCCAACAAUAGGAAUACACUAGCCACUCAAGUUUUGAGAGAUCCAACAGCAGAUAUAAUAUCAAAUCCACCAAGAUGUAUUAUUGGAGAGAAGAAAAAGAGCUGUUAUACAGUGGCAUAUGUUAGUGAUACACCGAUUGGUGAUUGGACAAUAGCGAGUAUAUCGAACAAGUUUGGAAUACCUGAUGAGGAGGUACGCAAGUUUGACUCGGCCGACGACUUGGACCUGUUCCUCAGUGCCAAUCCCAACACGACAAUGGCCGGCGUCAUCUUCCACAAGAACGACACGACAAACGAACUGCACUACACGGUCAUGUACAACAAGACGAUGACCUACGUCAACUCGAAGCAGGUGCUGACGUCGACCUACGUCCAACUGCCGUGGAUCCACGCGCUCGAGUCGUUCCUCGUGGCCAACAUCACCAACAACCCCAACGCCAACUACUCGAUCGACUUUACGCAGUUGGCGCAUCCCGAGCUGGUGAUUCGCGACAUCAUCGGAGACAUGGGUCCGAUCUUCUUCUUUGCCGCGCUGAUGUUCAACGUCGUCAUCCAGCUGGGCCAGAUCGUGUUGGAGAAGGAGCUCAAGCUGCGUGAGGGAAUGAACAUGAUGGGUCUGAAGGACAGCGUCUACUGGUUCACAUGGACCGUCACCAACGUCACCAUCAACACCAUCUCCUGUUUCAUCCUUGUUGCCGCCGGAUACAUCUUCCAAUUCGAUUUCUUCAAGAAGAAUGCCUUUGGUACAUUCUUCUUCCUCUUCCUCCUGUUCAGUAUAUCAAUGGUCAGCUUUGUAUUCUUCUUAAGUACUCUUAUCAAGUCUGCAAACAUUGCAACAUCAAUUGGAUUCGUUAUAUUCUUGGUUGGAAUCAUCAUUCAGGGCUUUGCAUCGAUGGCCUUCCAAGAGGGAUUCUACGCUGCAGUGCGCAUUGUAUUGUCAUUCUUGCCAUUCGCAUUGUUGGCCAAGGGCAUUGGAGAUUUGUCGAGUGCCGCUGCUGGCUCCACCGCCAGCGGUAUGGCCUGGUCGGGAAGAUUCAACAACGCAUACUUCCCACUGCAGUCCACCUACUACUGGUUGAUCUUUGACUUCUUCUUCUUCUUUGUGCUGGCGCUCUACUUGGACAACGUUGUGCCCAGCAUGUAUGGCACUUCCAAGGGAAUGUUCUUCUUCUUGCAGCCAUCCUACUGGGUGUGGCGUCCAUCAAAGCCCAAGCCCCAGAAGGAGACCAAGCACUCCAAGAAGGCUGCCGCCGAGACUGACCAUGAGGAGGAUGAGGACGUCGUUGCAGAGCGCGAAAACGUCCUUGCUGGCACAUUGCCCGAGGACACUGCCGUGCGCAUCACCAACCUGCGCAAGGUCUACACAUCAUCUGGCUGCUGUGGCUGUAACAAGAAGCAGUUCGUCGCCGUCAAGAACACCUGUCUGUCCAUUGGUCAGGGCCAACUAUUUGUGCUGCUCGGCCACAAUGGUGCCGGCAAGACCACCACAUUCAACAUGAUGACUGGACUGUUCUCGCCAUCAAGCGGUGAUGCCUUUGUCUUUGGUCACUCAAUCAUUAGCAACAUGCCAGCGAUCAGAAAGGACAUGGGCGUGUGUCCACAGCACGACAUCCUCUGGAACGAGCUGACUGGCCGCGAGCAUCUCGAGAUCUACGCCGCGUUCAAGGGCAUUCCCGACGACCGCAUUCAUGCCGAGGUUGAGGAGCGUCUCAAGGAUGUCGAGCUGAUCAGCGCCGCCAACCUGCCAACAUCCAAGUACAGUGGUGGUAUGCGUCGUCGUCUGUCCACAGCCAUCGCCCUGAUUGCCGACCCCAAGAUCGUCUAUUUGGACGAGCCCACCACUGGCAUGGACCCCGUGUCUCGUCGCCAAGUGUGGAACCUGAUCGAGAAGGUCAAGAAGGGCCGUGUCAUCAUCCUUACCACUCACUCGAUGGAGGAGGCCGAUGUGCUGGGCGACCGCAUUGCCAUCAUGAAGAAGGGCAAGCUCGUGUGUCUGGGCUCAUCACUGCGUCUCAAGAACAAGUUUGGCGCUGGCUACCGUCUCGUGGCGCUGCUCGACCUAAACAGAUUGGACCGCACCGAAGACGUCAUCCGCUUCUUUGAGAUGCAUUUGGAUGUCAAGCCGGCCACCUCUGCCAUUGGCACGCUCGAGUUCAACGUGCCACGCGAGAAACAACAAGCACUGAUCGCCUUCUUUGAGAAGUUGGAGCAUGCUCGUGAGAUACUACCAAUUCGCGACGUUCAAAUCAGUAUGACCACUCUUGAGGAAGUAUUCCUUCACAUUGCUGGUCAUGAUGAGUAG